AUGUUGUGCCAAUUGUCUAUUGCCUCUCUUUUUAUUUCUAUGACCGCUGCUGCCGGUCACCAUUCUCACAAGUACGCCUUGUUUGAUGAAGCCGUUGAGGUUUCUAAGAGAAGCAGCGGUAAUGAUUGUGAGUUCCCAACCGACUUGGGUUUGGUUGCCGUUAACGAGAAAGGUACUGGUGGUGGUUGGGCCAUUGCUAUGGACCAAACCUGUAAAGCCGGGUCUUGGUGCCCAUACGCUUGCCCUCCAGGCUAUUUAUCUGCUCAAUGGGACCCAGAAGCUACUAGUUACACUUAUCCACAAUCUCAAUAUGGUGGUUUGAAAUGUAACUCCGACGGUACUUUAUCCAAGGGCUUUUCCGGCAAAGCUUACUGUGUCGAAGGUAAAGGCACUGUUUCUGCAAAGAACACUAUUGGCAAAGACGUCGCCUUCUGUCAAACCGUCUUGCCAGGUAACGAAGAAAUGUCGAUUCCAACCAAUGUUGGUGCUAACAAUGAAACCGUUUUGGCCGUCCCAGGUACCGAUUACUGGGCUGGCACUGCUGCUCACUACUAUGUCAACUAUCCUGGCAUUUCUGUCGAAGACGCUUGUACCUGGGGUUCCGACGCCAAUCCUCAAGGUAACUGGUCUCCAUAUGUUGCUGGUGCUAACCAAGAUGACAGUGGUAACACUUAUGUCAAGAUUGGAUGGAACCCAAUUUACUUGGACAGCUCUUUUGCCACCACUGAACCAAACUUCGGGAUUAGAAUCACUUGUGAUGACGAAUCUAAAUGUAACGGCUUGCAAUGUGAAAUUGACCCAACUGAUGGUAUCAACACCAUCAAGGGUUCUUCUUCCACUGGUGCGGGUGCCGCUAACUUCUGUGUUGUUACCGCUGAAAGUGGGAAUAGUGCCAAGAUUGAGGUCUUUAGCACUGGCUCUUCAUCUUCCUCUUCCUCUACUUCUAACAAGGGCGUCAAAGUCCUCAACAGAGGCGUGAACGCUACUAGCUUGGCUACUUCUAUUUCCGCCUCUGCCACUGCUGCUACCAAUGCUUCUCACAUCACCGCCUCUGCCACUGCUAGUACCAGUACUUCUGCUGGUGUUGCUAGAUUCAACACCAACCCUAUCCAAACUAUUGCUGUUGUUUUGGCUGUGGUGAUUUACCAAAAUUUAUUCUAA
This is a messenger RNA of Saccharomycopsis crataegensis, 1161 nucleotides long. RefSeq lists its product as uncharacterized. The transcript has a single exon. The record is from RefSeq and is a predicted model, not a curated record. Bases 1 to 1161 code for a protein of 386 amino acids. NCBI's taxonomy places the organism in Eukaryota, Fungi, Ascomycota, Saccharomycetes, Ascoideales, Saccharomycopsidaceae.